GAGGAUUGUGUACACGCACAACAGUGUUCGUUCAAAAGAAGUGCUAAACCAGACUGGCCGAAAAGCGAAACCGCUUCGUACAUCCGAUUUAUAUAUUGCAUAAUAAUUAAUUGACUACACAUUACGGCUCGAAAAUGAGUGAAGCAAUAACAUCGAAUGGUACCAGCUGUGGCCGAACGGUGCGCAGUAUAGAGGAAAUAGAAAUUCCCGUUCCAUGGGGUGUUGUUGCAGGCAAAUGGUGGGGCUCACGAGUUAAACAACCCGUACUAGCAAUACACGGUUGGCAGGAUAAUGCCGGUACAUUCGAUCGGCUUUGCCCUCUACUGCCUCCAGAGAUUCCGAUUUUGGCCAUCGAUCUACCAGGCCAUGGCAAAUCAUCGCAUUACCCGAAAGGAAUGCACUACUUCAUUUUCUGGGAUGGAAUCACACUCAUCCGGCGCAUAGUAAAAUAUUACGGGUGGACAAAAUUAACUCUACUGGGACAUUCGUUGGGUGGUGCGUUGAGCUUCAUGUACGCUGCUAGUUUUCCAGAUGAGGUAGACCGAUUCAUUAGUAUCGAUAUUGCUGGGCCAACUGUGCGCGAUCACCAUAAAACGGCUGCCAGUACAGGAGACUGUAUUGACAAGUUUUUGCACUACGAAACGUUACCGGAAUCGAAAAUGCCCUGCUACGGGUACGAAGAAAUGAUCGAUCUAGUGUUAGCCGCUUAUGAUGGUUCGGUAGAUUACGAUUCGGUCGAAGUGCUGAUGCGGCGAGGUAUGGCUUUAGCACCGGCACAUUUCAACAAGGAAGGAUAUCACUUUGCCAGGGAUCUUAGAUUAAAAGUAGCCCUUUUAGGUAUGUUUUCGAUGGAACAGGUGCUAGCAUACGCGGAACGUAUAAAAUGUAAGGUACUAAAUAUUCGUGGCGACCCCGGAAUGAACUUCGAUAAUCCUGAAGUGUACGCGAACGUGAUGGAAGUGUUGAAGCGAACGGCUUCGAAAGUAGUGUAUUAUGAAAUUGCUGGAUCGCAUCAUUUGCAUCUAGUGACGCCCGAUAGAGUAUCGAAGCAGAUUAGCGAAUUCCUGUUAGAAUAAUUUCAUAGCACUGGUGGAUAUAAUAGGCUACAAUUGUUAUAAAACUAUAUACAUACACCAACAAGCAAACAUAGAAAAAAAAACACACACACAGAUGAAAUAUCAAUCUCCGCUUUUCAAAACAUUCAAGGGAUAGAAUUUGUCAGUCGUUUUAAACGAUCUGUUUAACAUACUCCUAGAUGUUAGUUUAGUAAUUUUAUUUCAUUCCCUGCACAAUGGCCACAUCAUUUGUUAAUGGUUCAUUAUGUUUAGCUUUUAGCAGUAAUGGGUGAAAGGGACGAUUAUGCUUACGGAAGAAAUGUUUUUGAAACAUUUGAGGUUGCAUAAGAAAUAAAAGAUAAGUUACAUUUUGAUUUUUCAUUCAU
Anopheles funestus (African malaria mosquito) is the source of this 1441-nucleotide messenger RNA. It is a transcript of the gene kraken, whose product is annotated as probable serine hydrolase. The transcript has 3 exons. NCBI's taxonomy places the organism in Eukaryota, Metazoa, Arthropoda, Insecta, Diptera, Culicidae. The coding region runs from base 135 to 1076 and encodes 313 amino acids. The record is from RefSeq and is a predicted model, not a curated record.